UUAGAUUCUCUUCACGACUCACUACACCUCGUAAAACAUUCGAGUAUCCUGCAUCAGGUGGUGCAAUUCAGCAUGCCAUCAGGCUUUCAAAGACCCUCUACAACACGUUCGAAUAUCCCCAAAUUACAAUAAAUACCCUCAAAAAAAUCCAAAUGCCCCUCUCAUAUAAACCCUCUCGCUUGGUGCCGUUCGUCACUCGCCAAUAUCGCAUAUGCCAAUACGAGGUGGGGCGAAGGGCGCAGAAGAAUCUGGCGCCACUUUGGUGCCGGCCUACCUUAUUGGCCUCGCACCAGAAUCCAUGCAUGGCGAGCCACGCUAUCUUCUCUGAUAACCACUCCGGAAAUAACCACUCCAUACUCGUCGAAACUACGCCAUGUCCUUCAGCAACCCUCGCUCCGUCUAAAAAUACAACGCCAUCACCGCGAAGAAAAUACCCCUUCUUGUCCGUGCCUAACUCCGCAGCUGCUCUGGUGGUUUUGCAGACUCCUCCAUGGUUCCAGGCGUUCCUGCCCUGGCACCCAUGUGUGUCUUGCACACAGGCCCUCCCCGAGCUAUUGUGGUGCCACCCGGCCCGGCUGGCGAAGCAGAGUUAAAUAGCUCCGUUCCGGAACCCGGUUGCCGGGUCACCAAAAAGCAGUCCUUUCGGGCUUCCUCCGACUCCAAGCUAGGGCGACGAUUUGGCUCCCUUUUUUUGGGGAGCAUUCUUGCGCCUGCACCGUGAGCCACGGGCCUGUUCUCCCUCCCUUUUUCGUGGCCCCGCUAUACAUCCCACCAUUGGGGCCGCACGGGGCAUGGACUAAUGAUAUGCGAAUCGCGAAUGAUUUGUAUGAUCCAUGCCGCUGGC
Messenger RNA from Metschnikowia bicuspidata var. bicuspidata NRRL YB-4993, 844 nucleotides. RefSeq lists its product as uncharacterized. The transcript has a single exon. The record is from RefSeq and is a predicted model, not a curated record. NCBI's taxonomy places the organism in Eukaryota, Fungi, Ascomycota, Pichiomycetes, Serinales, Metschnikowiaceae. The coding region runs from base 153 to 593 and encodes 146 amino acids.